AUGUCAGACUUCAAGGCGUCCGUUGAGCCAACGAGCAAUGGCUUCGCGGUUUGUGGCUAUGAGAAAAUUGAAUACGACUUUGAAUUCCUCGAUGGAGUUUUCAACGUCGCCCAUCCUCAGUUGGCAGAAAACUACAAGCCUUGGGGCCGUUGCCUGGCCAUCAUGGACCUGAACAUUUCCAACCUCUACGGGCAGCAGAUUCAGCAGUAUUUUGAACACUAUGCCAUCGAUCUCAAGGUCCACAGAACCAUGAUUGGCGAAAAGGCAAAGAGCAUGGAAACAAUGCUCAGCAUUGUAGACUCCAUGACUGAAUUCGGCGUGUACCGCAAAGAGCCCGUCCUGGUUGUGGGCGGCGGUCUCGUCACCGACGUGGCUGGCUUCGCUUGUGCUGCAUAUCGCCGAAACACAAACUACAUCCGUGUACCGACCACCGUCAUUGGACUCAUCGACGCCUCCGUCUCCAUCAAGGUCGCCGUCAACUACGGCAACUACAAGAACCGUCUGGGAGCAUACCACGCCCCUGCCAAGACGUUUCUCGACUUCACUUUCCUCAAGACCCUACCCGAGGCCCAAAUUCGCAACGGAUUCGCUGAGCUCAUCAAGAUAUCCUCGUGCGCCCACAAGGACACCUUUGAUCUCCUCGACGAGUAUUGCGAGGAUCUCAUCCGUACCGCCUUUGGCAGGCUUGGCUCGUCCAAUGCCAACGUCAAGGUGGCUGCCGAUAAAAUCUGCCGAGCUGGCAUCCAUGUGAUGCUCAAGCUCGAGACGCCCAACCUGCACGAAAUCAUGCUUGACCGCGUCAUUGCAUACGGACACACUUGGUCACCCACGCACGAGCUCGUUCCGGACCCUCCUCUCCGUCACGGUCACGCCAUCUCCGUCGACAUGGCCUUUUCCGCCACCCUCAGCUUCAUCCGCGGCAAGCUCUCCCAGGCCGACCACCUACGGCUCCUCCGCCUCUUCUCCCGCGCCGGCCUGUCCAUGGACCACGCCGACUUUGACGACGCGCUGCUCGCCGAGGCCACGGCCGCCAUCCUCAAGACGCGCAACGGCAAGCUGCGCGCCGCCGUGCCCGUGAGCCCCAUGGGCGACUGCGUCUUCCUCAACGACGUGAGCCACGAGGAAAUGUGCGCCGCGCUCAAGGCCCACAAGGAGAUUAUGAAGGAGUUUCCGCGCGAGGGAGCCGGCAUCGACGCCUACGUCGACGCGAGCGACACGGGCUACACGUUGGGCGGGGAGCCUGUCGAGGCCAUGAUGGAGCAGCUCGGUGCCAAGGACGGCAUGGAUACGCCUCGCGUGCUAAAGGAGAUGACGGUGCAGAUUCCGGGACUCUCUGUUCAAGCGUGA
Messenger RNA from Beauveria bassiana ARSEF 2860, 1347 nucleotides. Its product is annotated as 3-dehydroquinate synthase. NCBI's taxonomy places the organism in Eukaryota, Fungi, Ascomycota, Sordariomycetes, Hypocreales, Cordycipitaceae. The record is from RefSeq and is a predicted model, not a curated record. Gene Ontology annotation, biological process: antibiotic biosynthetic process. The transcript is spliced from 3 exons. The coding region runs from base 1 to 1347 and encodes 448 amino acids. Gene Ontology annotation, molecular function: 3-dehydroquinate synthase activity.